AUGGACAACAACUCUUGGAUUACUAUUCCAGACAAAUUAUCAAAAAGGAAACUCAGAAUAGCGAAUAAAGCAACAUUUACUUUUAUUGAUGUUCUUAAUCGUGGAACUUAUUUCAAAACACUCAAGAGAGUUAUUAUUGAAUUUCUUUUUGAACGUGGAUACAAAGAAACAGAAUUACUUGAUUCACUUUUAUAUUUAAAAGAGCAAUACGAAAUCAAAAAAAAACAACCGCAUCAUCUUUCCUUACUUGGUUAUUGCUAUGAAUAUGGAAUCGGGACAAGGAUCGAUCGAGAAUACGCAGUAAAAAUUUAUCUUCAAGGUGAUGAAAACGGUGAUAA
Molecule: messenger RNA, 338 nt
Organism: Ambispora gerdemannii
Lineage: Eukaryota; Fungi; Glomeromycota; Glomeromycetes; Archaeosporales; Ambisporaceae
Source: the annotation of a GenBank genome assembly